ACGACGUAGCGAAAACAUGUGCUUCCCGAAUGACGGACGCGUGACGCACUGCCGAUGACGCACAGUCUGGACGGCGGCCGGCGCCGGUCUGGCAAAGCAGAAAAAAAAAAGCAUACAGUGGCAGCAAGCUCAGUGCGGUCCCCCUCGGCACGUUGCAGUCUGACGAGAACGACCGCGCCGCCGGCAGCGUGCAUCGCAGUCCUUCCUCUGGCAACACCGACCGCACCGUUGAGAGCCUCCGCCGCCGCCGCCGCAGACCAACAAACUCUCUGUGCAGCCGCCGCUUGUCCGGCUUCGGGGGUGUUGAAUUUUUUUCUUUCAUUCAUGCCGCGGUCUUGCAUUCGUGUAACCUAACCGUGCGCGUCGAAGAAAGAAGCGAAGACGUUCCCGUUUCUUUUCUUUUAUUUCGUGGCGGGUGUUGGUGCGGAUGCGUCCUCGGGUGUGGUGGUGUAGUACACCGGCGCACCGAGUGCAUUUCCUGCCGCCGCCGUGCGUGUUGUGUUGUGUGCGCGGUGGCGAGUGGUCCGUUUGCAGCUUCGACGAGUCUUGCCGGUCGUCGUCUUCGCGUUGCAACAGCCACCGCCGCGACGAUGAUGACUUCUUGCAGCGGCUAGUUGCUUCGAAGUGAAGACCGACGCAACGCCGGUUUCGUUCGCUUGCCCCCGAGCGCCCCGUCCCCUUCCACCGGAGAAUGUCCGCUGCGGCUCCUUCGAAUGAGAGGAGCGUGAAAGAAUCAGCCGAAACCCCUCCACAAGGUACCGCCGCGAUGCCGACACCUGUCACUGGUGCCGCUGCCUCGACGGGAGCUGCGGCCGCGUUGUCCAACAAUGUGGCGGCCGCUGCCACGUCCAAGGAAGGUGGUGAGGAGGCCAAGCAACCGGCCAAGAUGUGCGCCAAUGACUUCAUCUUUGGCAAGCUCAUUGGCGAAGGCUCCUUCUCCAUGGUGUACCUGGCCAAGGAAAUUCGUACCAAUAAGGAAUAUGCAAUCAAAGUGUGCUACAAGCAGCACAUCAUCCGCGAGAAGAAGCAGCGAGCCAUCAUGCGCGAGAAGCAGAUCCUGCGGAUACUCAGCGCUCGGCCGCACCCGUUCUUCAUUCGCCUUCACUCCACGUUCCACGAUGCAAACAAGCUCUAUUUUGUGGUCACCUAUGCAAAAAAUGGGGAGCUCCUGCCGCACAUUGUCAAGUAUGGGUCGUUUGAUGUCGACGUGACGCGAUUCUACACGGCCGAGAUCAUCUCGGCAUUAGAGCACCUUCAUUCUUUAGGCAUUGUGCACAGGGACCUUAAGCCAGAGAAUAUUCUCCUGGACGAACGAAUGCACAUUCAGAUCACAGAUUUUGGCUCUGCUAAGAUCAUUUCUAGGGAUUUCUGUGAUGAGGUGGACAUUGGGGAGAUCGAGCUCAAUGGUCACAACUCGUUCGUGGGCACGGCACAAUACGUCUCCCCGGAGAUGCUCUCGGACAAGAGCUGUUCGCCCAGCACUGACCUCUGGGCUUUAGGAUGCAUCGUCUACCAGAUGAUUUCCGGCCUGCCUCCAUUUCGAGCAUCGAAUGAGUAUUUAACGUUCCAGAAGAUUCUGAAGUUGAAGUACGAGUUUCCCGAUGGCUUCAACCCUGUGGUUAGAGACCUUGUGGAGAACCUCCUGGUGCUCGACCCCAACCAGCGGUUGGGCGCAGCGACCACGGGUGGCUACCCAACGCUCAAGCAGCACGAGUUCUUCACCGAGGUCCGGUGGGAGAAGCUGCCCGAGAUGGACCCACCCAAGAUGCUCCCGUUCCUCCCCGGCACAUCGAGCAACGAAGAGCUGCGCUCUCAUUACUGCGUCCCAGACGACUUGGAGCCUGGCCUCGACGACAAGCAGAUGACGCGCCUCUUGGGCCUCGCGUUCGACGACGACGCACCCGUGUCUUCGCCGACCGUGGUUCCCCAACAACCACAGCAGCCGCAGCCGCAGCAGCCGCAACAACAACAACAACAACAACAACGAACACAGCCACAGCAGCGCAUUUCUCGGACGCAGCUCCACAUUCUGGACUUCGGCCCCGAGGAGCACAGCCGGAGGCUCCAGAAGCAGUCAGAGUCGAAUCCGUACCACAAGUUUGUCCAGGGCAACCUCAUCCUCAAGCAAGGUCUCGUCGACAAGCGCAAGGGCCUGUUUGCGCGUCGGCGGAUGCUGCUGUUGACGACGGGGCCCCAUCUAUAUUACGUGGACCCCCAGGCCAUGGUGCUCAAGGGCGAGAUACCCUGGUCCACCGAGCUCAGGCCCGAGCCCAAGAACUUCAAGACUUUCUUCGUACACACGGUGAGCCCCAACCGAACCUACUACCUGGAAGACCCCGAAGGCUACGCCCUGGCUUGGUGCAAGGCCAUUGAGGAAGUACGCAAAGCCACCUACAACCAAGCCGACGAUGCGUCCUAAUGAUGGCUUUAGCCGGCUCUCUCUCUGGCUGUCCGUUGGCUCGUGCCUGCUUCCUACUCUCAAGUGGCCAUGGAGAGGAUUCGCCGCUACAACAUCGCCGUUUGCUGGCUCUUUUCGACGAGUGUGUCCUGAGGUGUGGACUGGAGUGUACAGUGCCUGCUGAUGACUGCGAUCGGAGACAAGCGAACCAUUUCCAGGACUCUUAAAUAAGCCUUCUAAACUUUUUUUUUUUUUUUUUGUAGAAGCAAGAACUAGGACAGCUCCUUUAAUGUAUGUACCCUUGCUUUGCCUCAUGGGAACGUUUGGGAGUUCAGCUGAACGAUGAUGUUGCUUUGUCCAAACAUUACUCCCUGGAAAUAUUGUUUCCCUGGGAAUAGUUCUCGGCAUAAGAGGUCUUGAUAGAGGCUCCUGAUGAGGUCAUUGGACUGUUUCCUGAACUCAAUAUAAGCUUUUGAAAUAUUUUUCUGUGGAAGCCAGAAUUAGAACAGCUUUUCUUUUAUAAAUACUUGCUUUCACUCGUAACGUUUAGGAGUUUAGCUGAAUAUCAUCAUUGCUUCGGCUGAAUGUUACUUCUUGUAAAUGUUGUUCCCUUGGAACUGUUCCGUGCAUAAAAGGUGUCCUUGAUAGAGGCUCUUAAUUAAUGCAGUCUUCUUGUGGCAACGCAAAGCUGAAGUAAGCUUAAAUUCUCUAUUACUUUCCCUCUCUUACAAUCACAACUUCACCUGCAACUAUGUAGGUAUGUGUUACUUUGUUCAUUCAGAUGUACAAGCAAAAAUUGUAUUCUUGUAAACACUUUCAUGGCGGAAAAAAAAAAAAAAUUUGAGCGACGUCUUUUGCCACUUUCGUUCUAAGAAUUAUGCAACAGAAAGGUAUGAUGUAUCCUUUCCAUAACUUAUAAAAGACAUUAGCUGUUACUUAUUAAUUUAUACCGUCAGAUGCGACUACAAUUUUGCAACGCACCAUCUUAUUUCCUUAUGUGUCUGCUAUGUCUCCAGGUGCAUGCCAUGGUAUAUCACCUCUUAGAAAUUGUGGCACUUUUUUAUGUCAUGGUGUAUGCAUCUCUUAACUUAGCAAUUUGCACGGCAUAGCCUGACACCUAGUAUUUUUUUUUAAUGUCGAGCUGAAGCUGGCAUUAAAGGUUUGAUUAAAGUGACAUAAGCACAAAGAAUGGCUAACGAUAUUUGUGACAAACAAAAUUGCGGUCCGUGUCGAUUAAAGCAGUGUGGGCUAAAGUAUGAUACAAGUUUGCAUGUGAAAUGUCAAACAAUAAUUGUACAACAUGUUAUUGAAAACCUAAAUUUGAAGAAUACUAUUCAAGUAUAAACAACAAAUAACAAGAUUGCAAUCUUAGUAAAUUACAUAAUGGCACGCUGAGGCAUGAUAUAAGUUUGCACGUGGAACGGGAAACGACACUUGUACAAUGUGUCAUUGAGAAGUGAAACAUGAGGCACUAUCAAGUGCAGAUCGCAUGCAACAAGAUCACAGUCUAGGUAGAAUAAAGAAUUGUGUGAUAACUUUACAAGAGUGAUUGUCCCACAUAGUGAUGUUAAAAGAGAGAUGGUAUAUCACUGUCUCACGGUAACAUAGUACCCUGUUACUUGGAGCUAGCUGAGCAUCAUUUGAGAUGCAUGAAGUUUUGGCAAAUGCAGUUGGGCAAAAAUUAUACCAAAGCAUAACUAUCAUGAAUGCCUUAUGAACAACCAGUAUGGCAGUGGCAUCAGUUUAAAUUGAGUCAUUUGUAUGCUGCUUCAAGUUAUGACCUUUGUUGAAUGUCUGUUUGACAGUGGGGACAACAACAUUUAUUCUUUUAUUGCUCGUAUUGUGGACUUAAUCGCAAGUAGACAAUGCCCAAGGCAAGCCAUUGUUCUUAAAGAUUAAUUCACAAAAUCAUUUAUUUACUUGAAACAAAAGUGUAUGUCCAUUAAGACGUGCAAUAUAUUGUCACGUCACAAGUUGGGUGUCGACGUAUUUGUACAGUGCGCACAUUUAUUUCACGUUCAGCCCUGUAUGUGUUAGUAGAAAAAUCAUGCUGUUCCUUUGCAUAAUUUGUCCACGAAAAGCAGUCAUUGCAUGUUUGCUUCCUCACCUUGUUAAAAACGCUUAUGUGCUUUUUUGAUGUUGCAUUUGCUGAUGCAUUAUCAUUCAGGGAAGCACUAACGGGAAUAGGUGUAUCAGCAUUUGUUGAUGGCGUCAGCAUCUGGUGAUGCUCAGACGUUUGCUGAUGUAUUAGGAUUCGCUGAUGCAGUGUUAGUGAUGCAUUAGCAUUUGUUGGUGCAGUAGCAUUAGCUGGUGCAUUAGCAUUCGCUGGUGCAUUAGCAUUCAGUGAUACAAUUAGUGACUGAUGGGGCUUUGAUGGUGAGCUCUGUACUGGCCCUUCCCCCACAAACUUUGGCUGCAAUUUUGUAGCGAUGCCUUUCCUGAUGCUAAUGCCUUUUCGCACUUUCUUGCGCUUCGUCAAUGGUCAGAGCGAUGCUCCAGUGGCAUCAGCUGGCCGUGAGCAGUGGGCGAUAAGACUGGCAUAGAAUCGAGCAAGAACAUCGCUACAAGAUAGAGGCCUCGAAGUUGGCACUGGCGUUACUGCUCUCGCCAUCGCAUUAAAGCACUGCUUGUGGCUGAAAUGAGGCAGAAGUACCUCGCACAUGUUGGCAUAUCUUGUGUAGAGAAAUUUUGAGAGGAGGGGCGAGGACAGUAACUUCAGUGCUGGCUGCACUUUGGAAAUUUUUUUUACCAUAUAAUUUGCCUGAACAAAAGUUAUAACUAUGUCAAAAUGUGCUAAGUAUUCUCGCAAAUGUGCUAAAAAAUCAUUUUUUUUUAAUUUUAACAGUAAAUUGGGCAUUUGAGGAAAAUUGUGAUUUUCAACAAGAACAGGCGCUGCGAGAUUUCAGUGUUUCAGACUAACUAAAAGAGCGUUCUACGUUUGCUGCAAUCCACAAAACGUUUCUGUGAAUCCGUUCAUUGAGGAUUCACUGAGGAAAAAAAAAUAUUUACAAUCAACGGCCAAUACCAGCUGAAGGCAUAUUUUUGCCACUAUGUGAGCCUAUAGUCCCACCAGAUCCAGCAGAUAAUCUGCAGCAACCUUGAUUAGCUGCCAUAUCUUGAGCAAUGAGACAUCGCAGAAAGAGCGGCCCAUAGAGUUUCUCACUAUAUUACCUAGAGGGAAAUAUGGCGCUGCUGCGCUGUGGUAUCCGUGGGAAUGCCAGUAUAUUGCGACUUCGGAUUGGCGACUUCGGAUUGGCAUCGUUCUUGGGGAGCCAGAAAGCCUUAAAGACGCGCAUGACUGGCACCGUUCCGUCUGUCACAAUGUUUCAUUUCCUGCUGAAACAGCACGUAAAAAGCUGCUUUAGCUUUAUCAUUACACAAAAACAUGUUUAAUUUUGAGGACCUUACUAUUGGAUGUACAGUUUUAUGAAACGUAAAAAGUAUCGGCUGGCUGCUGAAGUUGGAGGGCAGACAACAAGAUUCUCGCUCGCUUUGGAACAACUUGUCGUCUGUUCUUGCUUUUCUUCGCUUGAUCCUGCAUUGUAGGUGAGUAAACUUUAUUGAGAGAUGUAAUAUGGGUGAAUGAAAGCCUUUUAUGUAGAUUUUACUUUAAGAACGCAUUAUUUGUGUAGCCAUAUCCACGUUUUAGACGAAGCCUCGAACAACACCAGCCAACACAAGCCUCGCAGACGCAUAUCCCGUCAUUCCCAUGACGGCACAGCGCCCUUUAGGAAACUCCCAUAGACGGUGGCGCCAGAUUACCCUCUAGGUGUUAUAGUGAGAAACUCCAUGGAGCGGCCUAACAUUUUUUUUUUUUUUUAUGUAUUUGAGAUUGGUCUGUAGGCUUGUGAAUUGUGCAAUUUUUUUUUUUAAAGGUCGUCUGCAAUUUCAGGCUUCACAACUGCACUCAAAGCCUUGUUUCUGAUUGUGUUGAUAAGAAGCAGUCUCCACAUUUGAAGAGACACUAUAGGAAAUUAUUAAGUUAAGGUAGAUCAAUGGACUAUCAGUAUCGAAGUUUGGUAUCAUUUUCUGUGAUCAAGUAUACCAUUUCUGCUUACAACCAGGCGUCCUUGUCAUCUAUUUAGCCACCUUUUUGAGGCUUUUUAAUUAAAGAAUGGGUCGAUUACAAGCUCAGUGGCAUUGCCAAGAUUACGUCAGUAGGAUAUAUGUUUCUAAUUAAUUCAAUUGCAAAGAAAUCUUGUUGCAGUUGCCUUUCAGUGCUUUCAGCUUUCGUUGAAUUUCUUCUAAGCCUGCCUACAAUAGCCUAUCUUGCGGUGGCGACGGCCACGAGCAUUACAUCUCUGUCGCCCAGAUUCGGUAGACUCGCGGGGACUUCAAUUCUAAAGCAUAAAGUGCCCGAAUGGCUGUGGUCACUCACCUUGCCGGCCUCAAAAUAUGUCUUUCGGGUGCCCGGUAUCAAGCGCAGAGAGCAAGCUUUUUUUUGUCAGCGACUAUUCUUUCUCGACACUUGUCACACGCUUGCGCACGCACACACGGCGUUGCCGAAGGCGCCUCCAUGUCCACUUUUGCCUCGCGGAGGCUUUGUAAAUAUGCUUCACGAGCCAGCGUUUUCGACUUGCCGGCGGAGUGGCCGCUUCUCACUAGUUAGACAAGUUACAAAUUAAGAACGGCUAAAUUAAAAAGAAAGCAAGAUGGAGGAGGAAGAGAGUGUUUUAUACGUUUUUUCAGAAACUGCGCAGAAGAUGGAGACAUUGACUGUGUUUUUGUUUCUUUUUUUUCGUGUUUUUUUUUUAUGUGCGUGUUGUGUUUGAAGUGACGUGCGCUGGUGUGAUGUUGGACUUGAGAUGGACUGCUGGACUGAAGGACGGAUGCCUUUGUCAUUGUACAAAAGUGCUGCGAGUGCCUGGAAAGUGAUUGUGAAAGAGUGUGGGAACCUCCGAACAGUUUUUUUUUUUUUCUUGUAAUAAAAUAUAAUGGAAACUCUUC
Dermacentor silvarum is the source of this 7345-nucleotide messenger RNA. RefSeq names its product 3-phosphoinositide-dependent protein kinase 1-like. Lineage: Eukaryota; Metazoa; Arthropoda; Arachnida; Ixodida; Ixodidae. Gene Ontology annotation, molecular function: protein serine/threonine kinase activity; ATP binding. Gene Ontology annotation, biological process: peptidyl-serine phosphorylation; intracellular signal transduction. The transcript is spliced from 13 exons. Bases 692 to 2419 code for a protein of 575 amino acids. The record is from RefSeq and is a predicted model, not a curated record.